Molecule: messenger RNA, 1107 nt
Organism: Xylaria bambusicola
Lineage: Eukaryota; Fungi; Ascomycota; Sordariomycetes; Xylariales; Xylariaceae
Product: GRASP55/65 PDZ-like domain-containing protein
Exons: 3
Coding region: 1-1107 (368 amino acids)
Biological process (GO): Golgi organization
Cellular component (GO): Golgi apparatus
Molecular function (GO): protein binding
Source: RefSeq, a predicted model, not a curated record
AUGUUUAACGCUCUCAAUCGCUAUCUAUCGCGCCUCGACGGCGACCCACGACAACAACAGAAGGAGAGCCAGGGCUAUGGAUUUCAAGUGCUACGGAAUACGAAUCUAGAAUUGGGCAUAGAACCAUGGUUUGACUUCAUAGUUGGGAUCAACGGACGCAUGAUUGAUAAUCCAGACCCGCGACUCUUCGCCCAAGAAGUACGCAACUGCGCCGGCGGCACCGUUGCCCUUGGAUUAUGGAGCGCAAAGGGCCAACGCAUCAGAGCAUUGCACAUCCCCGUGCCCCAAACGGGUUCCUUAGGCCUCUCCCUACAGUGGGCUUCACUGUCCCUUGCCUCGACAAUAUGGCAUGUCCUCGACGUGCCCGCCAACUCGCCGGCUGAUGUAGCGGGUCUCUUACCCUACAGUGACUAUAUCCUCGGGACGCCAGAUGGAAUUCUGUACGGGGAAAGCGGGUUAGGCGACAUUGUGGACCAUUUUAUCGGUCGGCCGCUGCGUCUAUGGGUCUACAACAACGAAUACAACGUGACGAGGGAACUAGAGAUCGUGCCGUCGCGGGAAUGGGGUGGCGAGGGCGCCCUGGGCUGCGUGUUGGGGUUCGGCGCAUUACACCGUCUUCCCGCACCGCUCGAUGAGCCUGUCUCCGCACCUGGCGAGACUAUGUUUGACGGCAUGGAUGGAAACUAUGGUGCUGGGGAACAGUUCACGACAUUGGCCCCGCCACCAAAUGAACCCUCAGGUUACCUGCCCUCAUCUGAUAACACAUUCAUACCUGCGGGAGGAGACGCGGGUGCAGAGGCGCAAGGAGCUGGAUUCCUUGUACCCGCACAGAUGGUCAGCCCGCCACCGCCUGCGGGAGGUACUAGUGCACCGCCACGGGGUAAGAAGAAAGACAGGCGUGCGCACGGUCAUAGUCCAGGUAAACUGGACGACUAUUUCGCGGAAGAAGAGAAGAAGAGCAAAGCGCUCGAUGGUAAUAUUUCAGCGAGCAAGACGCCUCCACCUCCCCCGCCAAAAGCAAGCGGCGGGCCACCGAAGAGCUCGGGGCCGCCGCCUACGAAGGCAGAAGAAGCACCAGAGAACAAUGCCCCUGAGGGUGAGGAAUAG